CUCUCUCCUCUCUCUCUCUUUCUCUCUCUCUCUCUGCCUCCACUGUGUCAUUUGGAAGUCUGAGCCCCACGCGGCCACUUCACCGGCACGUCCAAAAAGACAGCCCCGGGAUCAAGGUGGUGGAGGAGGAGGUGGAGGUGAGGAGAGAGAGAGAGCGAGCGAGAGAGAGAGGGGAGGGAGUGAGUGAUAGAAGAAGAAGAGGAGGAGGAGGAUAGAGAGAGAGGAGGGGAGAGAGACAACAGAUCCACGUAGGGAAGCACAUGGACAGAACAUUUAGUUCCCGGGAUGUGAGAGGAGAGAGGCUCUUGAACUGAACAGUCGCGGGUGAGAUAGCAGCACGGAGGCGGAGAGAAGAAGAAGAACAAGAAGAAGGAGAAUAAGGAGAAGAAGAAGAGCACGGGCGACUUUUACCGUGUAACGCCCUAGUGCAGAAAUGACCACUGAUCAGGAUUUACCUAUGGAUCCCAGGUCAGCCACAGCCAUAUUUGCUGCAAAGGGCAUUGAUAUAACACCCAACAAAGACCAAGGAGUCAUCAAGGUUGUGAAGCGUCCAGGAUUAAAUGGAAACCAACCGAUGAUUGGAGACAGAGUGACUGUACACUACACUGGAAAGCUGCUCACAGGGAAGAAGUUUGACUGCAGUCGAGAUCGUAAAGAACCUUUUUGCUUCAAUUUGGGAAAAGGACAAGUCCUAAAGGCGUGGGACAUCAGUGUGCUGUCCAUGCAGGAAGGAGAGGUGUGCACGUUACUGUGUAAACCAGAAUACGCUUACGGAUCUUCUGGAAGUCCCAACAAAAUCCCUCGCAACUCCCUCAUAGUGUUCGAGAUGGAGCUGCUCAAGUUCGAAGGAGAGAAGCUCACAGAUGACGGCGGCAUCAUCAGAAGAAUAAAGGUCAAAGGGGAGGGAUACACAAAUCCCAAUGAAGGAGCAACUGUAAAAGUGCACCUGGAGGGGAGCUGUGGUGGUCGGCUGUUUGACUGCAGGGACGUCACCUUUGUUGUCGGUGAGGCUGAAGAUAAAGGCAUUCCGCUGGGAGUCGACCGAGCCAUGGACAAGAUGCAGAGAGGAGAGUGCUGUGUACUUUACUUACAACCAAAGUAUGGAUUUGGAAGCGAAGGUAAAUCCGAGUACAAAGUUGGACCAGACAAAGACCUUGUUUACGAAGUUUCCCUCAAAGAGUUUCAAAGUGCUAAAGAAUCCUGGGAAAUGGAUUUGAUUGAAAAGCUGGAUUUGGCUGGUGGAGUGAAGCAUAAAGGGAAUCAGUAUUUUAAGGCUGGGAGAAUCUUCCAGGCCGUCAUCCAGUACCAGCGCAUUGUUUCCUGGCUGGAGAUGGAGUGUGGUACUGGGAUGGAUCAGCAGAAGAAGAUACAAGACGUCAUUGUGACGGCCCACCUUAAUUUAGCAUUGUGUUUCCUGCGGAUAAAGGAGUUCUCCCAGGUAGUGGAGAACUGCAACAAGGUGAUUGAGAUUGAAGAGCACAAUGAGAAAGCUCUGUAUCGUCGUGGGGAGGCACGUCUCCAACGCAACGAGUUCAGCCUCGCUCUGGUAGACUUUCAGCUCGUGCUUCAAGUCAACCCCUCGAAUCGAGCGGCUCGGGCUCAGAUUUCCGACUGUCAGAGCAAGAUGAAGGAACAUCACGAACAGGACAAGAAGACCUACGCUAACAUGUUCCAGAAAUUUGCUGAACGGGACGCCAAGAGUGGGAGACCGAAGAGGAGGCGGAAUGACAGCACGAGGAGCAGCAUGAACGGAGAAGUGGGAAUCAAACGGCGGCGGAGUAGUCAGGACCGCCCGUCGUACCAGUGACACUUGAAAGGGGAGAAAAGACAAGCCUUGCUUCUGCUUUCCAAGCCCAGGCAGCAGAGGCAAGGACAAAGUCAAAUAAAAGCCUCUAAUCCAAACCUCUUUAUCCCAAAAUCCAGCGUCACCAUUUCUGCAUAUAAAACAGAGUGUAAGCAGGAACAUUUCCAAGCCAAACAGCGUCUCUCCUGUCACAUGGACUGUGCUACUGCCAGGACGCUCAUCCCUGUGGAUUUAGUGCAGCAGAAUCAGUGAAUUAAGAUUUGGUGAGCUCUUCUAGCCCCAUUAAAAUAUAUCAAGUUUCUCCAGAAACACAGAGGAGUUCCACUUCCCUUGUCUUUAGGCUGUGUAGUGCUGAGAUGUGCCUCGACAGUGUGUUUCUGAUUCCAAAACUGCACUGUCAGACUUAUAUUUGGUAUUAAGCCUUUUCUUGGGCAGCUGCAUGCAUGUGUCACAAGAUGUUUGGGAUUCAGACUUGAAACUUUGCAAUUUAUUUUUUAUUUUUUAUGUGCACUAUGUACUUUGGAUAUAAGGUAAAAACAUCCCGAUAGAUCACUGUUGUGUUAAAGGAGAACACGAUAAAUUCUAAGACGUAAGAAAAGUAAAUAACCAUCAAUGUUUUGCUUCGACAUUGAGUAUAGACAUUCAAACAAGCCUGAAAUCAUUUAAUGAUGGGAAAUACCGAAAAAAGACAAAUCAAGAACUUACCAAAAUUAAAAUCUCCUUCACCCACGAACGUUCAAUAUCGUGAGAAAUAAACAGAAAUGUUCCUCCUCGUGUUUCCAAUCAGCAAACAGCAGAAGCAGAGACGAGAGACUGAAAAAAGCACAAACUACUAACAUAUUUACUGUGUUUAGUAAGCGACUACAUAUAAAGGUAAAAUAUUUUUUUAAUGCCUAUAAAAGAACUGUUAGCAAGAUUAUUUAUAGAAAUACAAUUCAAAUUUAGCAGUUUGUUUUUGGGCAAGAACGAGGCAUUGUUUCUGGCUUGAGUUAGACCACGGUUGUGCAUGCACUAAAAUAAGUUAUUCAUGAAUACAUGCAUGAUGGGCCAUUAUUCAUUUGUUGUACUGUUAUAUUUUGUCUCUAAAACCCAGAAGAUAGUAAAAACAGCAGAUGAUAGACGUCUAUGGGCAUGAUAACAGAAAAAACAAACAUAAUCUAUAUGGACUGAUUACAAUUUAAACCGAAGGCAGCUUAAAAAAUCCUUAAUCAAAAUUAAGCGCAACUGUAAAAUGAUAUAUAUAUAUAUAUAUGUUGAUCUAUCGGCUAACAGCACAGCAAUGAUUGUCAGCGCACACACACUUUUAAUAAAACAAGUGAACACAUGCUGCUUUACCUUUACUGUCAGAAAAAUGUAUCAUCUGUUUCAAUCUUACCUCGAAGAGAAGGCAUUUGAUAAUGAAAUCAGCCCCAACCCCCGGUGUUGUGUCUGACAGGGCGGCCCCCCCGGUGUUGUCUGUGUGCGUGCAGGCGGAAGACGGACACACAAAUUACAACUAAGCUUUAAAAUCUUCAGAACCACAGUUUUACUCUCAGUCUUUCAGAAAUUUCAGCAUUUUCUUUCAACUCUGGUAAUGUGAUCAACUCCAUAAUUUCACAUCGGUGCCGUUCUUUUGUUUUUGCCUCAGUCCCAGAAAAGGUGUCUCUUGAUUUCACUGCAUCUAUUUUGUGUUUUAUUUUAAUUUUAUUUUUUUUAAACGUGUGAAUGUCAGUGGAUAGUGGACAAUGAUGCACUUUGGUGACAGUAAAACCAACACUUAUCUUUCAUGAAAAUGUCUGGAUCAAAUCCGGACAAUAAUCUCAAGCUGUUUUAUAAUGAUCGGUUGGUUCAGAAUGAAAACCUUAGCUGUCUUAAAUAUUUUGUGUAAAAUGUCAACCGUGUGUAUGUGUGUGUGUUUAAUAUAUAUUGUUGUAUGCUAGCAAGGUUUUCAAACUGCUUGUUGCUAAAUGUUUUCAAGUACUGCUGGCUCUGAACAUUCAAACAUUUUGUACAGUGGAAAUGAGCAUGAAGUACUUUUUUCCUUAGGCGAUCAUACAGACUAUUUAUCCCCCUCUGUCGACUGCAGAUAGAUUUACAGGCCUCUUACUGCUACUUUCAUCACUUUGUAAAUUUCAGGAAUAUUUUUGGGGAGCUUUGACAACAACAAGCAGGAUAACAUGCAGUGGGUUCAACUGCAGCCUGACUGAUGUGAGCUUGGUUUUAUUAGAAAGUGAAGUGUUACUGUUUGUCAUAUCAAAUGUUUAAAAUGUAUUCAAAAGAUCAUUGCCCUGUACAGCAAAGUGUGAGCGUUGUUUUAAACCAGCAUUUAUGCAAAAGAAAUAUUUUCAGACAAAAAAAAACAAGGUACCUUUGUUCAUGUCUUCUUUAUAUAGUUUUUAUUUUUUUGCACCUUGAAAGCAUUAAAUAAAUGCAAGAGUUGCAUUUAAAGAAAUAUGUUAUUAUUUAAGUUACAGGCCACUAUUUUACUGUAAAAUAUCUUCAGACAUUGGUUUUGCCAUUACAGCAAUAUUGCCAUAGAUAUUGUUAAAUAUGAAAAAACACAAAGGAGUUUUUGAGAGAAAGAGAUGAAAUCUAAAAGAAAUUGAGUAUGAGUUGAAGUGUAGACUAACCGAACUAUCCAAUAUAUAAUGGCCAUUUUCUUAAUUGCUUGAUUUUACAUCUCUUUCCUGAAAUAUCACAUUUAUUGGUCUAGAUGCAAUUGUAUUAUAACAAAUAUAAAUUAAAGUUGUAUUCUUUCAUCACUGUAUUUUAAUGGUACGAAUAUUCCAACUUUAAUACAAACUUUUGACAUUGCAGAUCUUAAACAUAGACAGUUGUUCUCAUUCAGGUUUAACCCAUUGCUCCUCUCCGGUCAUGUGUACAAGCCAAUCUAAGAUGCAGAUGCAUGAAGUUUGGGCGGCUGUGGCUGAGGUGGUAAAGAGUUCAAUCAUCCUCAGUCAUCCCCAUCUGCAUGCUGAAGUGUCCUUGGGCAAGAUACUGAACUCCUAAACGGCCCCUCAUAGAUGUUGAAUGCAUUAAUUGUAAGUCGCUUUGGAUAAAAGCGUUCGCCAAAUGACAUGUUAUAAUAAAAAAAGUGUAUUACUUUUCCAAAACCUGCAAUAACAUACUAUUGGCCACUUGGGGGCAGCUGAAACAAAGUGUGAACACACAAGUGACAUAACUUCACCUCUUAAGUUGAUUAGGGGUCAAACAAUAUGUGGUUUAAGUCUAAUACUGAUGUUGAUUAUUAAUAAUCAGGACAACCGAUUGAAACCCGACAUACAUUUGCAGUAAGAAUAAAAAUCUAGGUGUCAAAAUUUUGAAUAAUAGAAAUCCGAACUAAAACCUACCAUGGGCACCUUUAUAUUAAUAGGCGAUAAACUAAAUAAUAAUAACUGACAAUAACACUAACACACAAAAUGCAUCCUCCAACAGGAUUGUACAGUUAAAUCAACAACUCUAAUCCGAAUAAAAACUAAAUAUUGUAACCUUGA
Limanda limanda (common dab) is the source of this 5277-nucleotide messenger RNA. RefSeq names its product FKBP prolyl isomerase 5 (gene fkbp5). NCBI's taxonomy places the organism in Eukaryota, Metazoa, Chordata, Actinopteri, Pleuronectiformes, Pleuronectidae. Gene Ontology annotation, molecular function: protein binding; peptidyl-prolyl cis-trans isomerase activity. Bases 434 to 1807 code for a protein of 457 amino acids. The transcript is spliced from 11 exons. The record is from RefSeq and is a predicted model, not a curated record.